This is a messenger RNA of Didymodactylos carnosus, 3567 nucleotides long. NCBI's taxonomy places the organism in Eukaryota, Metazoa, Rotifera, Eurotatoria, Philodinida, Philodinidae. The record is from the annotation of a GenBank genome assembly.
AUGACUACUACUGUUCCAGUGCCAACUAGUUUUCGUGAAUUCUAUCCUAUUAUUAAUGAUAACAAGAAGCUUCCUAUGUUUGUGCGUGAACAAAAACUUGUAUUAGAAAGUGAAGAUCAUCAACGUCCGAAAUGUGGAUCGGAAAUGAGAGACGGUAAACGUCAAAAGACUUUAAAGGAUGGUACAGUGUCAACAUAUGAAAUAAUGCGAUGUAAAAAUAAGCAAUGUGCAAAUCAGUUAAGUAAAACUACUAUUCCACGUAAAACAAAUCAAACAAAUGGCUCAUAUGUAGAUGAAUUAUCACAAAAUAACAUCGAAUUUGAUUCCAGUAAUCGUCGCUUAUCAAUAAAAACGUCAUUAGGAAAAAAUAUAUCACAGCACGACGGUAUCUAUCGUAAUGCUCGUUUAAUUCAUACACUUAGUUCAGCUUUUGUGGGUCAAGCAGUGAUAGUACAAACAACAGAUUCUCGUAUACAUGGUGUAUUAGAAACAAUUUCACCUAAUUUAGAUUUGGUUAUAUGCGCAAGUCAUAGUUUAGAUGACAAUAACAACGAUUUAACAACGCUGAUGCCUAUUGAUACUUUAUCUGAUACAACGAAAGUUUAUUUUAAAGAAAAAUCGAUUAUUGAAUGUUCAAAAAUUGUUGAAAUGAUUGCUGUUGAUGUUGAUAUGAAUUCUAUUACGAAACCUGGAAAUAUUGAUGAAAAUUCAAAACAAAUACAAUCGGAACAACGAAAUAAUAAUACUGAAACAUUGCGUGAAUUAGAAAAAUGGGAUGGUGGUGAUCAAUCGGAAGACAUUAGUCUAGAACUUGAAGAUAGUGGAGGUUGGCCAGCCGCCGAGAUGUUUUCCAAAAAUCAGGAUGCGUUUCGUAUAAAUUCAGAUUACACUCCGAGUUUGUUAAACACAGUAUAUGAUAAUGUACCUGUACCGUCCGUUAUAUCAGACGAAGUUGAAAAAAAGGCGCAAGAAAUUGAAAGUGACGUUAAUCAUAUAAAAAAUCGAGAAUUGGAAAAUGAAGAUUUUGCAGGUGUUAAAAGACCAGAAGACAAAACUGCCAAUGACGAUGAACGAAAUAAACAACGCUCAGGAACACCGAAAUAUGGUGGUGGAGUUACGGGUACGAAUAACAACAAUAGAAAUCCGUACAAUAACAGUAAUAAUUCAAGACAAGAUCAGAAUGAUAUGUCAGCGACAUUACGUGGUGGUGGUGGAAAUAAUCGCGGUGGCCGUGAUGGAAUGAAUAAUCCGUCAAGACAAGACGCACGAGUAGCCCCUGGCGAUCAAAGAGGAUUUGGUCGAAAUCCAAGAGGUGGCAAUAGUUAUUUUUCAAAAGAUUCACAAUCAAAUCAAGUUCGAAAUAACAGACCAAAUCAGCGAGGCGGUGGGGGUAAUAUACCUAGUCAAGUUUUCAUAAGUAAAAAUCCACAACAUCAAGGUGGACAAGAAGGUCGUGGCAAAUUUGGUAGUCGUCGACACAAUCAACCGCGUUCAUUUAAUAAUCUAUCAGAUUCUUCGUCACCAAUGGGUCGUAUGUCACCAUCUCAUUCUUAUCAUGAAGGAGAUCACCCUCGUACUCAGCGUGCCGGUAGUUUUAAUCAACAACGACAACCAUCGGGUCCACCAAGUCCAUCCACAUCGACCUCUCGUUCAAUAAGUGGGGCACAGGGGCGAAAUUCACCAGCACCAAUGGCCACCGCUGCACAGAAUUCAAAUCGAAAUUCGAUCAGUAGUUCCCCACCGACUCAGAAUCAACCUCAGCAUCCUUCUUCAUACUCCAGCGUCACAUCGCAACAGUACGGACAACAACAACAACAACAACAGUCAUCAAAUACCGGAUCAUCUGCAUUUUCACAUGUCGCUGGAUCAUCAUCAACAAACUAUCCACAACAACAACAACAGCAAACAUCAUUUUCGAAAACACAAAAAAAACCUCAACGCGAUCCAGUUCAGCAACAAACUACGUCACAUCAUUCAAGCAGUGAAGAAACAGAACCUACAAUACCCACAACCAUAAUAACACACACUACACCAUCCGCAAAUCGUCAACAACAUCAACAAAUUCCACCAUCUCAAUCCUCUACAAACGUAGGAUCACCAUCUACACCGCGUACAUCAAUUGUACAACAACAUCACGUACAACCACCUGAAUAUGCUCCACCAAUUUCUGUUCAUUCAUCACAUUCGCCACCUAUUCCGGUUCCAUUACCAUCGCAUGAUCCACAAGACAUGAUUGAAAAUAUUCACCAUAAUGAUUCAUCUUCAAUUGUUCGUAGUUUAUCCGAUUCAAGUGGUAAUAUUUUACAAAUAACACCGGGAGCAGCAUAUAACGUUCAACAAUUAUCAAAUAUACAGCAGAACAGUGGACAAUCGACACCUGGUAACAAAAACUCAGCAUUGAAUCCAUUAGCAAGUGAAUUUGUUCCAUUUACUGUUAAUCGUUCAAUGAAUGACAAUUCUCGUCCAGAAUCACGUGGAUCAUCGGCGCCUCCGCCUAUCGCUCCACAAAGUAUUCAAAUUAUUUCACAACCGCCUAUUUUACCACAAAGUCAACAAAUUUAUCCUACACAAUACUUUGUCCAACCAUAUCAAAUUCCCCCUCAACAACAACAACAACAACAACAAACUCCACAAACAAUACAAAUGGUUAAUACGACAGGUAAUGGUGGUAACGGUAUGACAACACCAAAUAGUGCAUCGUAUAAAACAAAUCAUCAUCCUGGUGCUAAUUCAGUGCCACCGAAAAAGGCUAUCGUUUCUGUCCAAAACGGUCCGGAACAAAAUACAGCAAAUAAUGUAGGAGCGGCUACAGGACCAGCAAUGAUGAUGCCACACAUUUAUUGGAAAUCGGCGGAUAUUGUACAAGCCCAACAACAACCCCAGCAAAUGAUACCGCAACAGAUCUAUUAUCAACCAUUACCGAAUCAAGGGAAUUUGGUGUCAACUGGUGUUCCACCUUCCCAAAUUUCUCAGACUGUACAAAUGCAACAGGCUCAACAUUCAAAUACAUCAUCUGGCACAGCCACACCUGCUCCACCAAUUAAUUACGGGAAUGGACAGGCACCAUUUUAUUUUCCCUACGUUCUCACGCCUCAAGUUCCAAAUAAUCUAUCAUCACAGUCACCACAGCAGGCACAGCAGUAUGUAUUUUACAAAAAUCCUCAAGUUCAAGUACAAUCGACAAAUACUAACCAACAACUUCAAGCAGCCACUCUUGUUUAUCCAACACAAUCGACUUUAGCUUAUCCACAAUAUUUACCUCAACAAGCGCAUCAAGCGAUCCCACAAACAUCAAAUCAAUGGCAAACGCAGCCUCAAAUUUCAUCGCAACAGCAACAAAUACAACAUCCCGCUCCUCAAAUUACACAACAACAAUGGGGACAAAUGGGGACUGCAAUUGAUCUACAAUUAUAUCAGCAAUAUUAUCAACAACAACAUCAGCCACACCAUCAAUAUCAACAACAGCAACCUCAACAGCAACCAACUCUCACACCACAACAAGCAGCGUUCAACGCAAGUAUCAGUGCCACCUAUGCACAACAACAAUGCCGUCCAGCUACAUCGUAG